Thunnus maccoyii (southern bluefin tuna) is the source of this 1415-nucleotide messenger RNA. It is a transcript of the gene lhfpl5a, whose product is annotated as LHFPL tetraspan subfamily member 5a. Gene Ontology annotation, biological process: sensory perception of sound; detection of mechanical stimulus involved in sensory perception. The record is from RefSeq and is a predicted model, not a curated record. The transcript is spliced from 3 exons. NCBI's taxonomy places the organism in Eukaryota, Metazoa, Chordata, Actinopteri, Scombriformes, Scombridae. Bases 403 to 1053 code for a protein of 216 amino acids. Gene Ontology annotation, cellular component: plasma membrane.
UUAUAAAUAACCAUCCACUCCCCUGAACACUAGAGAAAAACAUCAGUGCUGCUGGUAUCCAACAGUUUAUAGACUAUUGGCUUCUGUGGGGCAGAGAAAGGGGAGCGCGCUUCUCUCACACAGGUGUGUUUUCAGGAGCUGUCCGUGGUUCUGAAUACAACGAGACUUCAGAGAAACUUAUUCAACGUCUCAUUCGUAUUUGAUCCAGCACUCCACCACAGUAAAAUGGCUUAUUUUUAAAUGACUACUAGGUAAACAGGGGGGUGAAAGGCUGUUUGGUCACUUUUUCACUCUUUAACAGGAAAGGAAGAGAGUAAAUCCAGGCAAAGGAGUUUUUUUGUUCACUUCUUUAACUUUUUAGACUAUCCAGGAGGUGACAGUUAAAGGUCCCUCUCUCUCGCCAUGCUCCCUGCUCAGGAAGCAGCCAAAAUCUACCACACCAACUACGUGCGCAACGCCCGGGCUGUGGGCGUGCUGUGGACGGUUUUCACCAUCACCUUCGCCGUCAUCACCGUGGUGGUGUUCAUCCAGCCCUACUGGAUCGGAGACAGCGUCAACACCCCGCAGGCCGGAUACUUCGGCCUCUUCCACUACUGCAUCGGGAACGCGCUCACCUCGGAGCUCACCUGCAAAGGGAGCGCGCUGGACUUCGGCUCCAUCCCGUCCGGCGCCUUCAAGACUGCCAUGUUCUUCGUGGGGAUCUCUAUGCUGCUGGUGGUGGGCAGCAUCGUCUGCUUCAGCCUCUUCUUCUUCUGCAACGCGGGCAGCGUCUAUAAGAUCUGCGCCUGGAUGCAGCUGGCCUCCAGUACGUGCAUGGUGAUUGGCUGUAUGAUCUAUCCUGACGGCUGGGACUCAGAGCCAGUGAAGCGCAUGUGUGGCCAGCGGACAGACAAAUACACGCUGGGCAACUGCACGGUGCGCUGGGCCUACAUCCUAGCCAUCAUCAGCAUCAUGGACUCGCUCGUCCUCUCCUUCCUGGCCUUCAGCCUGGGCAACCGGCAGGACAAGCUGCUGCCCGAGGACUUCCAGGUGGAGGGAAAAGAUAAUGCCUAGACCCCCUGUGGACAGCAGAGGGAAGAGAUGGAUCAGACUUUAAGAGGACUGACAAGGCUUCAGGACGAUUAAUCAGAAUCUACAAAUAAUUUACAAGAAGUUCAUCCUGUUCUCAAAACAUCUCCACCUCCAGCCUUAAGUCUUAUCUAAAUGUUAUUUUGAAUGAAAACAACUGGAUUCAUAUUCUGUGGACUUUGGUUUCAGGCAUUUUCUCAUUAGAAGUUACCCAUGCAGAGCAGAAGCACACUGUCCUAACUGACAGCAUUACAUUUUUUUUUUUAAUAAUCAUGUCAAUAUUUGUAUGUAUUUGACAGGCAAAUAAAUAGUGUUGUGUUCAAGGACUAUUGGAGAGCAUUUUGGUG